AUGGCUAAACGUCGUCUUGAAGAUGCAAUUGUUGCAUCUCGUGCAUUAACAGUUGGAAUAAAAUUAAUUGAUAAUUUUCGUAGUGCAACAAAUUUAUUUUCUCAUGAUGUUCAUUCACAUGGUGGUAUUUUUUCAUUACGUUUUUCUGAUGAAUUAGAUCAAGUCGCUGUGGGUUAUGGUGAUGGAUCUAUACGUUUAUUUUCAGUUACAAAUGGUAAAGAAAUAAAUGAAUAUUGUGCAAGUAGUUUACCACCUAUUGAACAUUUACGUCGUCUUUCAAUGGAUUUACCAAUAAUGUCAAUGAAAUGGCAUCCACUUGCAACAGAUCAUUUAUAUGCUGUAUGUGUUGAUGGAACUAUUCGACAAGUUGAUAAAAAAACAAAUGUAUUAAGUGUUAUUGCAUAUGAACCUGAUAAUGAAUUAACAUCAAUGGAUUUUUCAAUUGAUGGUAAAAAUUUUGCUACUGUUGGUAAAGAUGCACAUAUUCGUGUAUAUGAUAGUGAAAAAAAUAUUAUUGUUCAUAAAUAUCAUAAUCAACGUAUUGAUACACAAUUAGAACAAAUACGUAGCGAUGAUUUAUCAUGUACAACUGGACAUUAUUAUCGAGCAUUUGCAUGUAAAUUUCAUCCAGAACAUAAAAAUAUUUUAUUAACAGCUGGUUGGGAUAAUGUUGUUAAAUUAUGGGAUAUACGGCAAAAAGAUGCUAUGACAGAAGAAAUAGCUGGACCACAUAUUUGUGGUGAAGGAAUUGAUGCACGUGGAAAUGAUAUAUUAACAGCAUCAUGGACAUGUGCAAAUUCACUUCAAAUAUGGGAUUUUCGAACAAUGAAUCUUAUAAAAACAUUGAAAGUACCAAAUGCUGAUAAUGAACAUGGUGAAUUUAUGUAUGCAGGUCAAUUAUGUGAUAAUAAAACUGUAUUAGCUGUUGGUAGUGGUACAAGUGCUUGUCAUGUUAUUAACUGGGAAACAAAUCAGGAAAUAGCUCGUUUACCAUUAUCAAAACCAAUCUAUGCACUUGAUUCAAUGUUAGGUGGACGAGUUUUUGCUUAUGGUGGUUUGGAUAAAUUUUGUUUGGCACAUAUGAAAGACAAUUAA
This is a messenger RNA of Adineta steineri, 1095 nucleotides long. NCBI's taxonomy places the organism in Eukaryota, Metazoa, Rotifera, Eurotatoria, Adinetida, Adinetidae. The record is from the annotation of a GenBank genome assembly.